GUGGCAAAACGGCACCCGUUGCAUGCCGGAGUCGCUCGGCGCGCCGGGGCUGCGCAAGAGGACAACAGUGACGAGGACCGGCGCGAUCUCGAGGAGGCGGCGGACCAGAGAAUGCGGGCCGAGUUCGUGGAAGAGGAUCUGCUCCUGGCGCGGCAGCGGCUGCAAUUUGCUCUGGAGGAGCAAGAGACGGCCCAGGCGCAGGUCAAGACGGCCCAGGCGCAGGUCGCGACAGCCCAGGAGCAGGUCGCGACAGCCCAGGAGCAGGAAGCAAGGGCGGUGAGGCGUCUCGCUCGGGCGGAGGAAUUGGGCGAUGCGAAAAAGGUGCAGGCGGCGGAGAGGAAGGUGGAAGAAGGAGGUCCAGGAGGCGAAGAAGGAGGUGGAGAAGGCGGAAAGGAAGGUGGAGAGGGCGAAGAAGGAGGUCCAGGAGGCGAAGAAGGAGGUCCAGGAGGCAAAGAAGGAGGACACUAG
Molecule: messenger RNA, 468 nt
Organism: Effrenium voratum
Lineage: Eukaryota; Dinophyceae; Suessiales; Symbiodiniaceae
Source: the annotation of a GenBank genome assembly